Messenger RNA from Fibroporia radiculosa, 552 nucleotides. RefSeq lists its product as uncharacterized. The record is from RefSeq and is a predicted model, not a curated record. Gene Ontology annotation, biological process: intracellular iron ion homeostasis; iron-sulfur cluster assembly. Gene Ontology annotation, molecular function: 2 iron, 2 sulfur cluster binding; ferrous iron binding. NCBI's taxonomy places the organism in Eukaryota, Fungi, Basidiomycota, Agaricomycetes, Polyporales, Fibroporiaceae. Gene Ontology annotation, cellular component: cytoplasm; mitochondrial matrix. The coding region runs from base 1 to 552 and encodes 183 amino acids. The transcript has 4 exons.
AUGUUCCGCUCAUCCCUCGUCAAAACUGUCCUCAAUACUACCCCUCGCGCCAGUCGCCUUGCUGUGCGCCCGGUCAUUGCUCGCAAUUAUCACGAGAAAGUGAUCUCGCAUUACGAGCAGCCGCGAAAUGUGGGCUCACUCCCCAAGAACGAUGCUGAUGUUGGCACAGGCCUUGUUGGUGCACCUGCUUGUGGAGAUGUCAUGAAGCUCCAGAUUCGUGUGGACGAGAAUGGUGUUAUCUCAGACGUCAAGUUUAAGACGUUUGGGUGUGGAAGUGCCAUUGCGUCUAGUUCGUACAUGACUGAGCGAGUGAAGGGUUUGUCGUUGGAGGAAGCGGAAAAGAUUAAGAACACGGAGAUCGCAAAAGAAUUGUGCCUUCCCCCGGUAAAACUGCACUGUUCAAUGCUCGCUGAGGACGCUAUCCGCUCUGCAAUUCGGGACUACAGGACGAAGCGCUCCAGCGCCUCCAACCCUAAGGCAGGGUUUAUCGACGUCUCACAAAGCGCAGCGACAGGGGAGACUGUAGCGACGGCUCAUGCCCCGUCGGCAUGA